Adelges cooleyi (spruce gall adelgid) is the source of this 2800-nucleotide messenger RNA. It is a transcript of the gene Sap130, whose product is annotated as histone deacetylase complex subunit SAP130. The record is from RefSeq and is a predicted model, not a curated record. NCBI's taxonomy places the organism in Eukaryota, Metazoa, Arthropoda, Insecta, Hemiptera, Adelgidae. Gene Ontology annotation, biological process: negative regulation of transcription by RNA polymerase II. The coding region runs from base 663 to 2621 and encodes 652 amino acids. The transcript has 13 exons. Gene Ontology annotation, cellular component: Sin3-type complex.
UACAUGUGAUGAUUACGGCCGCCAAUCGCCGCCGUGUGUGUUUGUGCCGCCGUCGUAGUACGUCGUCCCUGAUACGAAUUAUUCGAGUCGACGACAAACCGCAAUUGAUUCCGCCGCCGCCGCCGCUACAGCCGUCAUCGUCGCAAUUUCAACGUUUACCGGUUAAGUCGUAGCGUUUUUUUUUUUUUUUUACUAAUUUUGUUGGCAUUUUCGACUUGACGAACUGUACGUGUCACGGCACUCGAUUGUGACAAUACGUCCGAACGGUUAACGCGUUCUCGCUCGGCCUAUUCGCGAACGCUGUCCGUUUUGUCCGCGUCCUCGUUCCAGUAACGAUAUUCCCGAAAACGCUCGGGCGUUCUGUCGCUGCCGCCGCCGCCGCCGCCGUCGCCGUGUACGCGUAAACAAAACCCGCCGGCCAUAGGCGUUUUCGUUUUGGCGCCCACAAUGUCCCGUCGUCCGACGUCCGCCGUCGUCGUCUGCGCGUCCCACCUUUCCGUUGUCCGUUGCGUCCGCCAAACGAACGCGCUCGGAUUGCGUUAGGGCCGUUGGGUUCCGUUCGACAAAAACAAAACAAUAUUAUCUGUUUGAUUAUUCCGCCGACGACAACUGUUCGGCGUUAACCGGUGUCGCAUUCGCCCGCGUCAGAGCCGUUUUAUACUAUGAGCGAUUUCGCGGAACGCGUCAAAGAUAACAGAAACACUGCCGUGCUGAAACAUCCGUACACAGGUGUAGGCGCCAAAAAAUUGUUGCCGGACGCCUCGAAACACACCACCAAAGACCCGCCCUCCAAAGGGUUCAGACGGUGUAAUUCGCCGUCGCGUGUAUUUGCGGCAGUGGCAGCAGCAGCAGCGGAAGCAGUACAGUUGUGCAACGCGCCGUCAUCGAAUUCAAAAUCGUCCAAUGUACCAAAACUAGCGCUACGAGACCGUAUAAGCGAUGAAGUCAGCAUUUACCCUGUUCUCCUGCAACAGAACAAGUCACUGAGCGCAUCACAGUCGCAUAGAAAAGGUGAAAACCUCAUGAAAACUAUAGGACUGGUACCAGCCCGAUCACCGAUGGCGGCUCAAUCACAUAGUCGUAUAAUCGCGUCCAACUCGCAACGCACGAUCAUGGAAUCUCAGAGCACUCCACCUCCACUGAUCCUUUCAUCGGCGCCACACGUCAUCCAUACGACCACCGAAAUAAUUUCUUCAAAGGUUGCGCCCGUGUAUCCUGUGGCUCCACAUUUGUCGGUGAUCAAUAAGACGAGAACUUACAAUAGUAAAGUGGCGGUAUCUAAGGCACCGUACACCGGUGCUCGACGCCAGGCCGUUGUGUCCGGUGUGGUACCGGUUUAUGCUCAGAGUGAUUUCGCUUAUUAUCCUCCCAAAAGUUAUCGCCAAAAAACAAUCACUAGUAAACCAACAGUUGUUGUUCAUGGUUCCGCUCCGGGCUGCAGCGAUGAUUCAAACGUCACCGUGACCAGUGGUAACCAGCAUUUAUUCAAACCAAUCAUAUCGCCAAGACCUAGCAUACUGAGGAAACGCGACGCCGACGGAGUUUUGAAAGCUCAAAAAAAUCUUAUACCGAUUCUCACUAAAACUGACAACGAAGAAUGUCAGAUCGCUGAAGAAGCGCUGCCCAGCCGAAACGGUUAUGGUGAGACGACCAUCUGUCAGCUGCCGUCGCCGUGUGUCGAAGUGCCCAUUCUGGUUCCUCAAGUGACCGAGGCUGUAUUACCUCAAAUCGCUACAUUGCAAAGAGUGCAUUCGCACAUGAUGAUCGAUAUAAGCCCACGCAAAAAGCCUCGUAAACAACUGUUGCCGGUCAACCAAGACAGUCCGUUCAAAAUUGUCAGCGACGAUAUGGAAUACGUGGUCGACAAAACCGCGGCGAACAAACUGGAGAAAAUCGAAGAGUAUACCGAGGAAGACUUGCCAAACGACGACUGUGCCGACGGCGAUGCGGAAGACGAACUGGAAGACGAACUCGACGACAUGGACGUGGACGACGACUGUCCAGCCGACGACGAUUACGAUGAGGACGAAGAAGACUACGGAAACGAUUUUGGCGAUGCUGACUCGUUUCCAGGGUUUGAUUUUUCCAAAGCUGAAAAAUCAUACUUUGAAGACGGGAAAAUAUCGACCGACCUGAGCGACGCCAGCUCCAACUGUAACCCGAUGAACAAACGGCCUACGCUUUUGGGCCGAAUAAAAAACACUUGGCGCGGUCAGUCGCAACAUUUCCAAAAGCACAGCGAUUUCAAAGUGAAAGAAAACAAAAAACAAUUGGCCGAAAUGCAACAAGCCAAAAAGUGGCAACCCGAAAGUCGAUCCGGAUGGAAAGUUCAACGUGUGUUGAAACAAUUUGAGGAAUUGAUCGCAGCCGAAGACGGAAGUAUUGAGUAUUUGACUGGCUUUUUACAAUUGAUAGAACGUCAUUAUAGCGAUCAAGACUAUAUAAUCGAACUAAUUAAAGACAAUAUCCAAAGGUGUAAGGUGACCAAAGAUCAACUAGAAGAAAUUACUCGUCAAUUAUCAAAAAUAUUCGAACACAAACCGGCCAUCGACGACAUUGCCGAAAAAUACGGUCCCAAAGACCUUAAGAAAAAAUGUGUUAAGAUAUUUAUCAGAACGUAAACAGUAUGUGUUUUAAGUUUUCAUUGAAUUUAACUUCAUUUUUUUUCUUUUUUUUUUAUAUAUAUAUAAUUUUAUAUAUACAUAAUAUAAUAUAUGUGUAUGUAUGUAUAUUUAUAUAAAUAAAUAAACAUAUAUAAAUGUAUAUAGAUUAUACAUUUAUAUGUGUAUAUAUGUAGUUA